CGACAACGCAACAUCGGACCGAGACUAUUUUUCUCUUGUGUAUCGGCAUGUUAUCGCAGCAUACAUGACUGAUUCUGAAUUGCGCUUUUCUUCUGGUGAGGAUGGCCGAAGAUUGUGCAAACCCGCUGCUGGCUGGAUGGCUGAAGGAAUGGAUGGAUGAGGCAAAGGAACGAAACAGCAAAGGUUAUACUGUUUAUAAAAAGGCCUAUCAGUCCAUAAAAGCGUGCCCCUUGGCUUUCAGCCACCCUUCCGAAGCUCAACAACUCAACGGUCUGGGCCCAAAAUUAUGCGACCGACUUACGGAGAAGCUGAAACAGCAUUGCGAGCAAAACGGACUGCCCAUGCCCAAGAAGAAACGCAAGAGAAACAGGACAUCGGAAGGCUUGCCACUAGAUACGGCCGAAGCAGUCGAAGCUGAACAGUCGUCGCCAGUCCGGCGAAAGCGGAAGACCCAACCAUACGUUCCAAAAUACAAAUCUGGUGCAUAUGGGUUGAUAGUGGCUCUCGGCAGCUUAGACCGAGAGAGCAAUCAGGCUAUCCCGAAACCUGACCUCAUUGAAUUGGCACAACCUCACUGCGAUGCGAGCUACACUGUUCCGAGUGAUCCUACCAAAUUCUUCACAGCAUGGAAGUCGAUGCAAACAUUGGAGUCAAAAGAGCUUGUCUGUACUAAAGGUCAUCCGACGAAAAGAUAUUACUUGUCGGAUGAAGGAUGGGAGGUCGCCGAAGGUAUACAGGCAAGCGCUGGCGGUCGAGUUGUUGCUGCGAACAAACCGAACCAGCGAAAGUCUGCACCAACUCGUGGCCUAGAUGGUUCGAAAUCAGUCACGCCAGAACCUAGGAAGAAACAGUCUGCUUCGGCCGCUCCACCACAGCACACCCAGCUUAGUGGCGCCCCAGCUCACGGGGCGUUUGACCACUUGGAAGUGUUAUCGAUCUCUGAGAACGACUGGCCAGAGCCGGAACCGGAGAUGAGUUUUGGCCGCCCGAGGAGCGGAAAUCUUGGGCAAAGACCGACUAGUUCCAGCUCCUCUGUGCAAGACACCAUUAUCCUGCCGGCAGGAAGCUUCGAGGUAAAAAUGGUGCUUGAUAUGCGCGAAGUCCGCACAACAACUGACCGAGAUUACAUAUCUGGGGAGCUGAAAAAGCAGGGCAUAGCUCCAAUUAUCCGCUCACUGCCACUAGGCGACGUCUUGUGGGUUGCAGAAGUAAAUCCACUCUACGCUAAUAGUCUCAAGGCAGCAAUCGUCGGUGAGGAAGCCGGCGACAAAGUGGAAAUCGUUUUGGAACAUAUACUAGAGCGCAAGCGGCUCGAUGACCUGAUCAGCAGUAUUAAAGACGGGCGCUUCCACGAACAGAAAUUCCGGCUGCACAGGUCAGGGAUCAAGAAUGUGACCUACCUCAUCGAAGAGUACUCAAUCUCUUCAGAAAGAAGUGAGAAGUAUGGCGACGCGUUGGAGAGUGCUGUCGCUAGUAUGCAAGUGGUUGACAACUUCUUUGUCAAGCAAACGUCGAAGCUGGAUGAUACGAUUCGUUACCUUGCCAGAAUGACCAAAACCCUGAAGGGAUUGUACGAAAGCAAGGACAUCAACGUCAUUCCAGCUCAAAGCUUCGAGGCCGAGGCCGUAUCGUUAUUACUCGAACGGUUCAGAAAGACUUCACCGGGGAGAGCCUUUGGCAUGACAUUCUCCGUAUUUAGUGCCAUGUGUGACAAAUCGGAGAGCAUGACGCUUCGAGAUGUCUAUCUCAGGAUGUUGAUGUGUACAAGAGGUGUCACUGGAGAGAAGGCCAUUGAAAUUCAGAAAAUCUGGCCGACACCGCGUGCUCUGGCUGAAGCUUUUGAAGGGCAAGAGAAGGGCACUGCGAGGGAUGCGAUGAUAAGCGAUCGCCUCGGGUCUACUAUUCCUCGGAAGAAGGUGGGAAAGGCCUUGAGCACCAAAAUCGCAGAGAUCUGGGGGUGACUCCCAUUUGGUCGAUUGGCGGACUGCGACGAUGUUCAUGAGUUACGGCACAAUUUGUUUAUGUAGCAGUACACUUUAGGAUCCCAUGUUGAGGGCAGCCUUUGCAGAGCUUGUGGAGAGAG
Messenger RNA from Cladophialophora immunda, 2083 nucleotides. RefSeq lists its product as uncharacterized. The record is from RefSeq and is a predicted model, not a curated record. Lineage: Eukaryota; Fungi; Ascomycota; Eurotiomycetes; Chaetothyriales; Herpotrichiellaceae. Bases 102 to 1961 code for a protein of 619 amino acids. Gene Ontology annotation, molecular function: DNA binding; crossover junction DNA endonuclease activity; 3'-flap endonuclease activity. Gene Ontology annotation, cellular component: nucleus; Holliday junction resolvase complex. Gene Ontology annotation, biological process: double-strand break repair via break-induced replication; resolution of meiotic recombination intermediates; DNA catabolic process. The transcript is spliced from 2 exons.